GGCGGGAAGGCAAGAUGGCCGAGGCGUCGUGCUAAGUACGCUCUUGCUGCCGAGUCACCUCUCCCCAGCCUCGCCUUAGCGGCCUCGAGCCUCAUCGCCCGAGCCAGCCUCCCUACCCCCCCAGUCCCCCGCAGUGGUCACCGACGUCAGGCCGCCGGACAGCGGCGGGCAGGGCAGCACCGAGCACCGCAGCACCGGGCACCGCAGCACAGCGCCGGGCACCGCAGCACCGGGCACCGCAGCACCGGGCACCGCAGCACAGCGCCGGGCACCGCAGCACCGGGCACCACAGGGCGAAGAUGCCGAACAUCAAGAUCUUCAGCGGCAGCUCCCACCAGGACUUGUCCCAGAAGAUCACCGACCGUCUGGGCCUGGAACUGGGCAAGGUGGUGACGAAGAAAUUCAGCAACCAGGAGACGUGUGUGGAAAUUGGUGAAAGUGUCCGAGGAGAGGAUGUCUACAUUGUGCAGAGCGGCUGUGGCGAAAUCAACGACAAUCUGAUGGAGCUUCUCAUCAUGAUCAAUGCCUGCAAGAUUGCCUCAGCAAGCCGAGUCACUGCUGUUAUCCCUUGUUUCCCUUAUGCCCGGCAGGACAAAAAGGACAAAGUAGGAGCAGACUCCAAUGUGAGCCGAGCCCCGAUCUCAGCCAAGCUUGUGGCAAAUAUGCUGUCUGUAGCAGGAGCAGAUCAUAUAAUCACCAUGGACCUUCAUGCCUCUCAGAUUCAGGGGUUUUUUGAUAUCCCAGUGGAUAAUUUAUAUGCUGAGCCAGCUGUCCUGAAGUGGAUAAAGGAGAACAUUGCCGACUGGAAGACCUGCUGUAUCGUAUCCCCCGAUGCUGGUGGAGCUAAAAGAGUGACUUCAAUUGCAGACCGACUGAAUGUUGACUUUGCUCUGAUUCACAAAGAGCGGAAGAAGGCCAAUGAAGUGGACAGAAUGGUGUUAGUGGGAGAUGUCAAGGACCGAGUAGCCAUUCUAGUGGAUGACAUGGCUGAUACUUGUGGUACUAUCUGUCAUGCAGCAGAUAAACUCCUGUCAGCUGGAGCCACCAAAGUCUAUGCCAUUCUUACUCAUGGGAUUUUUUCUGGUCCAGCCAUUUCUCGAAUUAACCAUGCCUGCUUUGAGGCGGUUGUUGUCACAAACACAAUACCUCAGGAAGACAAGAUGAAGCAUUGCCCCAAAAUACAGGUGAUUGAUAUCUCUAUGAUCCUGGCCGAGGCCAUCCGGAGGACUCACAAUGGCGAGUCGGUCUCCUACCUGUUCAGUCAUGUUCCUUUAUAAUUGCUGCUGCUUCUCAUGUUGGAGGCUUCUCUUUGCUAAGCCAGUCAUUAUUUGGUAUAUUACAAAAGUUCAGUAGAAAUCCCUGCUUGUUCAUGCUGCUCCCCACAUUUUUUGCUCACAUCCAAUUCCCUGAGACUCCGCUUUCUUUUGUUAGUCUAAGUGAGCUUUCACUCUUAACUCUGUGUGGAGAGUGGGGCUAUGCAUCUACCAUAGAAGUCCAGGUGGGAGGGUGAGGGCCGGGAGGGGAGGGAGACAGGGGGAGGGGACAGGGCAGAUGCACCACUAUGCAUGCAAACUUCAGCAGUUCUGGUUGGUUGGUUGGUUGGUUGGUUUGUCUAAAAAUAAAAAUCUGCAAAGCCUAAAAACUAAACUCUGCUAGUGUCAGGACAUAGCAAGAGCCCCAGACUACCCCAGCCAUGGCAUUCCUGGCUACCAAGUUAGCAUUUCUUAAGCACCUGCUAUAUGUUGGGCACUGCACUGGGAUCGUGAAGAUAAGACAGUCCCUACCCUCAAGGAGCUCACAAGACUCACAGCACGUGGACAACACUGAGACAGAAGAGCACUGAGAGAGGGUUUGGGGAGGACAAUGGGUUACCUGGUGUCAGGGCAAGAUGCAGACUUGUAGUCAGGUAGGAAAGGAUGACAGCCUGCACUGGAAGGUUAGGGGGUUGUUUGGGGCCAGCAGGCUUUUGGCCAGGAGAGACUUAUCUAUGCAGGAGUGAAGAGUGAAAUCUGGGGUAUUGGGGUAGUAGGGAGGAGAGUUUUCUUCUUGUAGUUGGCAUUCCUUGGAAUCAGUGACUGGGGCCACUUCCAUCCUUGUGGCUUUGCCUUUGGCCAGAUCUCCUGCUUCCAAAUCACCAAUGCAUACAGCUGGAGAAAAUACUGGCUUUUGGUUAUGUUCAGAACCAUUUCUCUCCAGAAAUUCCUUAUUCAAAUCCAUGAGGCUCUAAUUCUGAGCGGGGGUGCAUUUUUAAUCUUUCCUUUAAUUAAAAGUAGUUGACCCUUGUUCAUUGGUAUAUUUUGAUAUUUCUUCACCUCUUCAUGUCCCCAAAUCUUUUUUUGUUUGUUUUGGUUUUGGUUUUGGUGAGGCAAUGAGGGUUAAGUGACUUGCCCAGGGUCACACAGCUAGUAAGUGUUAAGUAUCUGAGGCCGGAUUUGAACUCAGGUCUUCCUGAAUCCAGGGCCGGUGCUCUAUCCACUGCAUGACCUAGCUGCCCCCAUGUCCCCAAAUCUAAACGAAUUUUAGGAGGGAAAAACUUAGGCCUCAAGUAGAAUAUGAGAAGAUGAGUGCUCUUUCCUCUGGAGUUAAAUGUUCCUCUUUCUCCAUGGGUGGCACCAUCAUGACAUGGGCCCUGGAGGGAGGAAAAAUGUCAUCAAACUAAGACUCGCUUUGAUUCCAAGGUCGAAUGUUCAACUGGCAAUAGGCAUUAGCUUCUGACAACCUGGGAAGAAGGGUCUCGGAGGCUGCAGCACAGUCCUGUGUGCCUUGGUGUGCUCAGAGACUGAAUGGGAUUUUCUCAGGAGAUAAUAUUGAAUUAUGACUAAUGGAUGGUGGGUGGCAAAGAGUUCAUUGGCCCUUGUAAGCUUUUUAGGCCUUAGUGCCAUUGUUGAAUUCUAAGAACUUCAUUUGCAUUGGGCAUCAGUAAAUGGAUGCUCCUGUGAAAGGGGAGAGUGCUAGAACUGUAAAAGGAGCCAGUCUGCAGUGAGUGCCAAUGCUGGCAUUCAUCUCUAGCAGAAGGUUUGAGCAGAUUCCUUGCUGCUCCAGCUGUAGUUUCCUGGUGCUUUGCUGCUGAGCUGUUAGCCAGCAUUGAACCAAAGUGUGACUGAUGUUGGCAUUCCUAUUCAACCAUAAAACUUCAAUGAAGGAAUAAAACUUACUUUGAAAGCA
Messenger RNA from Dromiciops gliroides (monito del monte), 3165 nucleotides. It is a transcript of the gene PRPS1, whose product is annotated as phosphoribosyl pyrophosphate synthetase 1. Bases 300 to 1277 code for a protein of 325 amino acids. Gene Ontology annotation, biological process: ribonucleoside monophosphate biosynthetic process; purine nucleotide biosynthetic process; 5-phosphoribose 1-diphosphate biosynthetic process. Gene Ontology annotation, molecular function: ribose phosphate diphosphokinase activity; magnesium ion binding; ATP binding. The record is from RefSeq and is a predicted model, not a curated record. NCBI's taxonomy places the organism in Eukaryota, Metazoa, Chordata, Mammalia, Microbiotheria, Microbiotheriidae. Gene Ontology annotation, cellular component: cytoplasm; ribose phosphate diphosphokinase complex. The transcript is spliced from 7 exons.